GGUGGAACUCUGCUCGUUGAAUGAUGCCUCCGAUGGCAACAGAAGAUCUUCGGCCCUGUCGGGAAUGAGUGAAGGAGAAGCAUUUGGAAUGCAUAGUCAGAUCUGCGAUGAGUGACACGUUAUAUAGAUUCCAGCUCUACUUAUGAAACUCACCUCUCUGCUCCAAUGCGGGUGCGUCGCGAUGUGGCCGGAGGAUGCGCCGGAGACGACGCCGGUGUCCCCUCUUGGGAACGUUGCCACCGCGGCGCCCCGUGGCCGUCGCCGCGGCGUGAGACGCAGCUUCAAGACCUGGAGGCCGUCGCUCUCAGCGAUCUCUGAGCGCGGAUCUACGACGGCGGUGGCGGCGGGGGCGGUCGAUGGAAAAAGGGGUAGUGAUGAGUCGGGCAAGGCGAAGGCUACCGUGUGUCGUCGAGUUCUUCCUCGUUCUCACAGCGAUGAUAACCGGUACAAGGAUGUUUCUUCAGUCAUUUCAGCAAUUAGUCCCACUGCAUAUUUGUUCUAGUGCCUAAAUCAAUCUACAUUUGGGAUCAUAAAGAACAUGUGAUGAAGCAUUAUUGUCUUCUGGGAAGUCAGAUGUAUGUACAAUUUUUUUUUCAUAUUCUUAUCGAUACAAAUUUCGUGCGCA
Messenger RNA from Zingiber officinale, 625 nucleotides. RefSeq lists its product as uncharacterized. The coding region runs from base 143 to 502 and encodes 119 amino acids. The transcript is spliced from 3 exons. Lineage: Eukaryota; Viridiplantae; Streptophyta; Magnoliopsida; Zingiberales; Zingiberaceae. The record is from RefSeq and is a predicted model, not a curated record.